Messenger RNA from Pelobates cultripes (western spadefoot toad), 33463 nucleotides. Lineage: Eukaryota; Metazoa; Chordata; Amphibia; Anura; Pelobatidae. The record is from the annotation of a GenBank genome assembly.
CAUGACGUCACAUGAGGAGGGAGGGGGAGGGAUCCCAUCAUGGCGUCAAUGCAGGUGAGUGCUGCGCGAAUUCAUCUUACCCGGCUGCCCCCUCACCCUCUGUCCCCCCUCCCGGUCAAUCAGGUUAAUGUCGGCCGCCGGUUUGUGUCCCUGGGUGAGGCUCCUGCUCCCAGCCCUGGCUGGCACUGCCUGCCCUCGCUCUGCCCGGGUGCCCUUCACCUCCAUGUAACGCACUGCCACCGCCGGACUACAACUCCCGUGAUGCUCUGCCAUUCUAAACCUGGGCAGGGCAUGAUGGGAGUUGUAGUUCUCCGUCACUGUACCCUUAUAGGGGUCCUCUCCAACCGUCAGCCCACACGGUGUGAGCCCGCCAGCCCCUGCCCUGGGAUAAUGCUCACAGAGGAGAGCUUCGUGGCCAUAAACCAUGACCUCAGGCCCUCCUGCUGACCUUUAGCAGCCAUUACCAGUCAGCCAGCUUCCUAUAAUGGUACCGAGUCUGCCCUGUCACCAUGCAGCCUGACUGCCUGCCUGCCUGUGGGGAUCUCCAUUGUCCUCAUUCUGUCACCCCAGGACAGGACAUCAGAUAAAUUACCCAACUCACAAAGCAUCAUGGGAGUUGUAGUUCUACAACAGGAGGCAAUCUAUCAACCAUUAGCCAUGUUAUCAUUGUGAGCCUCCACUGUCCUUUCCUUUGUCCUUCUGUCACUUAAUCUGUUAGUGUAAGGGUGGACAAAAGAUAAUACAACUCCCAUGGUGCUUUGCUAGGGUAAGGGUGGACACAAAAGAUAAUACCCCACAAAAGAUAAUACCCCCAUUGUAGAAUAUAACUCCCAUGGUGCUCUGCUAGGGCAAGGGUGGACAAAAGAUAAUACACCCAUUGUAGAAUACAACUCCCAUGAUGCUUUGCUAGGGUAAGGGUGGACACAAAAGAUAAUACCCCCAAUACAACUCCCAUGGUGCUUUGCUAGGGCAAGGGUGGACAAAAGAUAAUACACCCAUUGUAGAAUACAACUCCCAUGAUGCUUUGCUAGGGUAAGGGUGGACACAAAAGAUAAUACCCCCAAUACAACUCCCAUGGUGCUUUGCUAGGGCAAGGGUGGACAAAAGAUAAUACACCCAUUGUAGAAUACAACUCCCAUGAUGCUUUGCUAGGGUAAGGGUGGACACAAAAGAUAAUACCCCCAAUACAACUCCCAUGGUGCUUUGCUAGGGCAAGGGUGGACAAAAGAUAAUACACCCAUUGUAGACUACAACUCCCAUGAUGCUUUGCUAGGGUAAGGGUGGACACAAAAGAUAAUACCCCCAUUGUAGAAUACAACUCCCAUGGUGCUUUGCUAGGGUAGGGGUGGACACAAAAGAUAAUACCCCCACUGUAGAAUACAACUCCCAUGAUGCUUUGCUAGGGUAAGGGUGGACACAAAAGAUAAUACCCCCAUUGUAGAAUACAACUUCCACAAUGCUUUGUCAGUCUAAGGCUAGCAAAGCAUUCUGGAAGCUGUGGUUCUGUAAUAGCUGGAGUUCUACAUUUUGGCAGCAUUUACUUAAUAUAUUUCGCUAACUUUUAUGGUGUCCCCUUCCUCCAUCCUGCAUAUAGGGCUAGGCUCUGCCUGCCCUACAAGUUGUUGAGUAUAUGUUAUAGCACAGUUGUCACAGUUUCUCUAUUUACCUUUGAAGACAGCAAUGAGGAAGUUACAUUUAAUAAUGCUGCAGUGUUCGUGUUUCAAGCAUAGACUGAUGAGUACAUGGACAUGCGUAUAAGAGAGCUACCACCAACAUGAUAUGUUUACAAUACUAAUCAUUUUGAAUGCCAUGAGCAUCAUUAAUGCCAGUCAUUGUCUGGCACUUAAUGGUCUAUGUAAAAUAGUGUUUUAGAAGCAAGGUUAGUUAAGUAAUCGAGUUUAAAUAAUUUGUUUUUAAAUUAAUGCAUGCCAUUAGCUGAGAAGUUAAAUCAAGUCAUGACCCUAUUAUUUGCGAUUUCAUAUUCGUAUUCUUUAUGGUUGCAAAUGUUGAGAUUGCUGAACAUCUGCUGAUAUUGCCUGCUAUCCAAGCAUCCAUUGUUGAUUCUGAUUGUUUUUUCAUUUUAGAAGUGGUAGGGGAGGAGGAUGGAAAACAAAAAUAUUAAUUUAGUUCUAUAACGCAUUCUUAUAUCCCAUGCCAUCUGAAAUGGUUUCUGAUCUUUACACAUAACCUGCCUUAAAAAAUUUCAUUUCCUUUGGUAGAAUUAUUUACUUCUGUUAACCCGUCUACAAUAUGUAGCUAGAUAUGAAAAAAGUGUGUAUGUGUGUGUGUAUAUAUUUUUUUGUUUGUUUGUUUCUAACACACAAUAUGGUUUGUUUUGCAUUUGUCAGUGAUUGGAUGGUGUAACAGAUUUUUCUGAAAUGUGUUUCUUGCAUUUUUCUGUACGAUAUUUUUUUGUUAUAUUAAAAAAAAAAAAAAAUACAUGCAGAUUGCUUUCUCUCCAAUCAUCAACCACUUUUAUUUGGCAUUUGCUUUGGAAUGUUACAUUUUCAGUUUGGCAAUGCAGAUUAAUGAGUAAAAAAGUCUAGAGUCCCUUUGUCACUAAACAUGAUGCACAACUGCAGCAAUUUGCUAAAAAAAAAAAAAUCGCUGUAGUUUUAAUAGUGCUCCAUGUACCUUUGAUAUCAAAGGAAAUGGCUUAUUCAACCCUUCCUGUAAUCCUAUGUAAUGAGUGGAAUUGUGGCUGGAGACUAAAUGUACAAUCCCAUAAACACCUGCCAUAUCCCUUCAGAUAUUUGCACAUACUAAUUUAUUAUCAGUUGAAACCAACUUUCUGCUUUCAUAUUUUAGGCACUUACCUGCAUUUACCAUUGUGCCAAUUAAAAAAUGUGGAAAUCAUUCUUGAUUGAUUUUUUUUGCUCAAUUAAAACAUUUCCCCAUAAAUGUAAUAGUUAAAUGGACACUGCUCAGUGUUAAGUGUUUUUUUUUAAGCAGUUUACCCCUAAAUAUGUGUCACUGUCCACCCCAGCCCCUGCUGGAGGUAUGGCUAAAACACUUCCUUCUAUCCAUAUCAAUUUAUACCAGAAAUGGUUGCUGUGAUAGGCUGAAGGCACUAAGUUUACAUUCCCAGUCAAUCCCAGCCAUCAUUUGCUGCUUAGGCUAUUGCUGAGUCCCAGCAGCACAGAGGGGAUAGGCUGCUUGGGACUCUCAUUUUGCAUUAACACUAAAAAUGGUUAAAUACUGAAUAGGCACUAUAAUCGGUGCAAUGAGAUGAAGCUGUUACACUGCCUACAGUGUCCCUUUAAGGGCAAGUUGAGAGUAACUAUAGUUUCAAAUUAAUGCCAGAAUACUAUGCUAGUAAAUAACCCUGUUUUUUUCAUGAGUACCUAACUUUAUGUACUUUAAAGUAAAUUUUAGGCAUUUUUCACCACCCUUUUUCCUGCAAAGGAACAUGAAUUUGGUUCAUUAAUAUGUACCUUAUCCUCAGGUGCUAUAAAUAUGUCAACCAGUGCCUAAAGCAACAUUCUAUGAACUAUUGUUUUCAGUGACAUUUCCAUAGAAACUUUCUGUGCUAGAGUCUGUUUAGACAUGCUGGGACUUAUUAACUGAACAGUGAACUGAGUGUGAAUUGAAAGCCGAAUUGCAAAAUUCGGCUACAGCUAAUUUGGACAUUUUUUUUUCAGUGCACCUUUAAAUUUUCCAUGGAAAAAAAAACUAAUUUGACACAGUUCAGUUAAUAAACCUGCACUGUUGUCAAACCUGAAUUUCUGUUAUACAAGUCGCUUUGCUUGCAAAAUGGCAUGGAUUUCAAGAGUUCUUUCUUGCUUAUCUAAUUCACCAAGUAAAAAGUUGGGAUUGUUACAAAACAAGGUUGACAUGCAGGUGAUGAGGCUCCUGGUCAAAUGAGCUUACAGGCUAAAUGUGUAGAAUUACACAAAAUUUGAAAGUGCAGUCUGUCCAGUGAGAAGAUUGAUAACUCAGUGUAUGAACAAGGCAUGUCAGGUAAACAUGCUUUUGACUUAUGUAGAUAAGACUCGUUUCCCUCCCACCCUCGUGGCCCCCCUCCCGUUGGGCUCAAACCACCAAUGAGAAUCGUGGAAGCGGCCUCUGGUGUUUGUCAGUGAGACAGCCACUAGAGGCUGGAUUAACCCUCAGUGUAAACAUAGCAGUUUUUCUGAAACUAUGUUUUUAGCUGUAGAGUUAAAGGGAAACUCCAGUGCCAGGAAAUCAAUCCGUUUUCCUGGCACUGCAGGUCCCCUCUCCCUCACACUCCCCGGUUGCUGAAGGGGUGAAAACCUCUUCAGUCACUUACCAGAGGCAGCGACAUGUCCCACGUCGCUGCUUCAUCUUCUGCGUCGCUCCUCCCUCUGAUUGCGUCGGCCGGUGGGCGAGACUGAUCCCGCCCACCGGCCGGGGAGACCUAAUGCGCAUGCGCGGCAAUGCCACACAUGUGCAUUAGCGCUCCCCAUAGGAAAUCAUUAAAAAUGCAUUUCAAUGCUUUCCUAUGGGGAAAUGAGCGACCCUAGAGGUCCUCACACAGCGCGAGGACGUCCAGCGACGCUCUAGCACAGGUUUCCUGUGCUAGAAACCAGGAAGUGCCCUCUAGUGGCUGUCUAGUAGACAGCCACUAGAGGUGGAGUUAACCCUGCAAUGUAAUUAUUGCAGUUUAUAAAAAACUGCAAUAAUUACACUUGCAGGGUUAAGAGUAGUGGGAGUUGGCACCCAGACCACUCCAAUGGGCAGAAGUGGUCUGGGUGCCUGGAGUGUCCCUUUAAAACUAGAGGGACCUGUUACCCAGACCACUUCAUUGAGCUGAAGUGGUCUUGGUGCCUAUAGUGGUCUUUUAAGCCAAAUCUGUCCCUUAAUGAAAAUUUGCUAAUAAAGUCCCUAAUAAGGAAUAAAUGGAUGAGGCAGUAUUUCAUCCAGACACACUUUAAAUUUCUCCAUCCCUCCCUUCUAUUCGAAUCUGUUUGAAAUUGUCCACAAAGUGUUUUCAAGAAUACCAGCUGGUGCAUUGAAAUGUUUUGAAUAACUGCUCUGUUGUCAAUGUCUAAAUUUUGUAUGUAGGGUUCCCAGUUCUGGCAAAAAUUUUAAACCUUAUGUUGGGAAGUUUUGAUCUAGGAAAGUGAUAAAUAGGGGGUGUAACCUAUUUACAUCAUGCUUCAAGUGGAUCAGUGGUAAAAUUUGUAGCUGGUUAAUUGUUUGUUUGAUUUUAAGGAAGAGUAUGUAUUUUAAGUGGCAUGCCCUACCCAAGAUAGUGAGGGGAAAAUGCUUUUAUCCCUGGAGCUGAGCUCCAAAUUGUUGCAGAACUGUGGAGAUAUUAGUUUAUAUAGGUCAUUUUCCGAUCUAGGAAUCAAGGCUCACGGGUAUUUUAUGUGAAUUUCGGACCAUUAAACAGUGUUUAGUAUUGGUGAAGUUUGUUGUGGGUGGAGUCUGAGGCCUCUCUGCAUAUUUAGUUUUCCAAUGGCUUGCAAAUCUUGUAAAACAGGAUUGGGUGCCUACCCUAAGGAAAACUGCAGACAACACUACAAACUAUAGAAAAUAGUCCAAAAUAUCCGAUUCAUCCCCCGUCCCUCUUUAUACAGCUAAUAUUGUACUUUUAGUUUUUAAUAAAUUGUUUGAUAAGUAAUGUUUCACAAUAGCAAAUCACUUACAGGUGGUCAAGUGAUAAAACCAAUAAAGAGAAAUAUACUCAAUAAAGGCAGUUAAAAGAAAUAAAAACAAUGUUAAAAGUUAUCUAUACUAAAUGCAUUGACUAGAUAACUAUAACAUUUACUUUUAAUUCAGGUGUUUGGGAGAAGCAAGUGAUAUAAUCUUGUGUAAUUAGUUUUUCAGUUGGUUUGUGGUUUAUUCUUUUAAAAUAUAUAUUUUUAAAUGUUAUAUACAAAAAAGACAAGAGUAUACAUAAGGAAAUAUUGUUUGGGGGCAGCAAUUUGCAACAAAGUAACCAGAACCAUUUCUAUGACUGCUGUAGCAUAGUCAUGAAAUCCUUUGAUAGCACUGCAUGGUGUCUGCUCCAGUAUUAAAAAGGUGUGUUUGUGUGUGUGUGUGUGUGUGUGUGUGUGUGUGUGUGUGUGUAUAAUGUUUCUCUUUGAAAUAGCUGACAUUUGAGUAUAAUUAUAAUUGCCAUGUAGUGUUAAGUAUACUCUGGCAUUCAGAAGUAAAACAGCCCUGUUUACCACUAAUGUGAGGGUGGACCAUGUCCACUUAAGGUAACUAAUACAUUUUCAUCUUAACAGAAAUUCCAUAGAUAGAGAUACUUACGUGAAGUUUGCUUGAGCCACUACAAAUAUGGAUGCUUCAACGGUAAGGGCAGAGAUCUUAUAUUGAUUUUUCAUGUAAUAAUAGAGACCAAAAAAUAGCUUUAAAGACAAUCUGUGAUCUGUCUGAGAUUUACACCAUUGAAUUAAAUAUUGCAAAUCUCCAAUGUUAACCUUUUUUAAAAUGAGAUACACUAUUUUCUUUUGAAUGUAUAUAUGUAAAAACAAAAGCAAAUGACAUCAUAAAUUAGUUUAGAGAAUUCAAAUGCUGAAGAGAAAUAAAAACAUUGUUUUAUUGGUCCUCUACUCUGUUUUUUGUAUGCUGACUGACCAGUGCAAGAACAGUUUAUAACAAUGGUUGACAGUGAUCUAAAAUGGAGGUGUAGUUUCAGGAUAAAGACGUGAAUUUCUACAUUCGACCUUUUGUUUUCACACCUUGUAAAUACAUGUUUCUUAAAAUGUAUUUAUAAGUAAACAUAACAUUAAAAAAAACCUCGGAAACUAUAGUUCUGCGUAAAGAUUGACAAUUUUAGUGAUGUGUGAAACAGUUCAUUAAAAUAAAAUGUAUGAAUCAAUAUAGACUAUAUCUAAGCAACAAUAAUAUUUUAGGAGAGUUAGCCCCUCCUUGUCUUUGGUAUUUUGGAGCUCAAGGAUCUAUGGAUGUAAUAUAUAUUUUUGGAAAUGUUGAACAAUUGUAUGUUUGUCCUUUUUUUCCCCUGAUAUUAUGUGACUUACAACUAGCAGAUGACUUUACCAUUUGUGGUAUUGUAUCAUUCAUAUGUAACUACAGCUGACUGGCUGGAGAGAUCUCUGCAUGCCAUCUUUUGGGGAAAAAAGUAACUAUGCUUUUUGAGAUUUGCCCCUCCUGUUUUGUUUGUUUGUUUGUUUUUUAUGGUGCUGUAGGUUUGUAUUUCUUCUAAACUGUAUUCUCUGCUUUAUAUUUAAUGCUAUCACACAUGACUUUUGAGUCUGCUUUGCAACCCUCAAUGUAUUAACUAUUGGAGAUAGUAGGGCUGUGUGCUGCUGAUGGUAAAUGUAAACUGGGUUAACCAAUCUGAAGAAAUCCCAGGACAAUUUCUUUUUGUCUUACAUAUGAACAAAAUUUCACAGGGCCUGAUGAAACCUUUGCUUCUUGUGUCCUUAGUGGAUUGCAUGUACAAAUUCAUGAGACAAGCAUGUGAAUGAUUGCAAAAUAUUGCAUAAACAGAGCAUUAAAAUAUUUUAUUCGAACAGGAGAAGCGUUUUAUUGAAUGAAGGCAGAUCUUGUUAUAAUAACAAAAUAUGGCGCUCACAGGAAGAAAACAUUUAAAAAAAGGAAAGAAGUUACCAUUUAAAAAAUAUACAUUCACAAAACUCUGUAUGUUUUGAUAUACUAGGAUUUUUCAAAGUACUCAUUACAAAAGGGUAAAUAGAAAAUAUACUAGUAAAUAGAAAAAAACGAUUGAGUAAAUAAAAAAGCAGAGAGUGCAUUUUUUUAAAAUUAAAAAAACUAAAUUUUGCAGGAAUAUUUGAAGGAAAUAAGUAUUUAUCACUUCCAGCACCACUCUUCCUCUCCUUAUUGCAUUCUUAUUUCUCAGCCUUUGUCAUUGAUUUAAUUUUUUUUUAAAUACUAUUUGCAUCUAGUAUUCCUCUUUACGUUACAGGAUAUUGUUAAGGCAAACUAUCCUCAGUAGAAGUCUGCACACAGUAGGGAGCCUAUGUAUAUAUUUAGCUGUCGUAGAAACCAUUGUUAAUCGCAUUGUAUUACAACUCUGCAUUUGCAAAAGCAUGGGAUCAUGUGUUGAAGUAUAGUCUUCUUGUUAACAAACAAGUACAUAUUGCCUUAAAGACAGAUUGCAAUAUUCCUUAAAUGUGUUACUGUGCCACAAUUUGAUAAGGAAAUUGUAUUUUAAUUACUUUAUUUUUCUCUUUUAAUUUCUAAAACUUCUGUAAAAUAUAUUUGCAUUUUGUAUUGCCUGGCUCAAAACGUUUGUUGUCUGUACCUACUGUAUGUUAAUGUGACAUUAUAAAGGAUUUUGUUAACACUAUUAGUCCUAUCUUGAUUUUUUUAAGUGUUGUCAUACCAACAUUAGACAAGGAAAUUCAUAUAAAAUGUGACACGGGCAUUGGACUGAUAACAAAAAAAGCACUAUUGUCAUCUGAGGCCUAGGAAUGUGUGAGGCUGGAGAAGCCUUAAUCUCUUAUUUUCUAUAGGGCUCAACUUGCCCAGACUCUCAAAUUGAUGUCCCCACAAGGUGGUAAUAGUUGGGUGGAGAUUAAAGGAUCACUAUAGGGUCAGGAACACAAACAUGUAUUCCUGACACUAUAGUGUUAAAACCACCAUCUAGCCCCUUGGGCCCCUCAUGCCUCCAUAAAUAUAGCAAAAUCUUACUGUAUUCAAGCCUGAAGCUGUAACUCUGUAUGCUGUUUGCCUCAUAAAAACAAGCUGUCUGCUGACAUCAUCAGAAGUGGAUGCCUGAUCCAAUCACAAUGCUUCCCCAUAGGAUUGGCUGAGACUGACAAAGCGGCAGAUCAGGGGCAGAGCCAGUACAAUUCAAACACAGCCCUGGCCAAUCAGCAUCUCCUCAUAGAGAUGAAUUGAAUCAAUGAAUCUCUAUGAUGAAAGUUCAGUGUCUGCAUGCAGAAGGUUAAGAUACUGAAUGUUUGGAUGCAUUUUAGGCAGCUAUGACCCAGGAAGGAUCUCUAACAUCCAUCUAAGGAGUGUCCAGUGAAGUUAUCAUUAGGCUGUAAUGUAAACCCUGCAUUUUCUCUGAAAAGACAGUGUGUACAGCAAAAGGCCUGAAGGGAAUGAUUCUACUCACCAGAACAAAUGCAAUAAGCUGUAGUUGUUCUGGUGACUAUAGUGUCCCUUUAAUUUCAAAAUGCAAGUCGGUUAAGAUGUGAAAUGGGAAUGCAAAGAAUAGCAGCCGAAGAGCUGCUAGUCACAAGAAACUGAAACAAAUUUGUAACCCGGAAAACAAUGACAGUUCUAAAAGUACUGUCUCAACUAGGCUAAAUGCAUAUUGGGAAAGGAAGGAGAGAGCUGACAUUUAGACAGUAGAGUUCCUUUAAAUUUGUUCACUUCUGGGAAUCGUCGCACAGUUUAUCUUGAAAUCCGUUAAAGGGAUACUCCAGAGUGCAGUUAUUAUUUAUGGAACACCAACAUAUUCUGCAGCACUUCAUGGUUGGCUUAUAAAGUGGCAAAUAAGUGACAAAAUAAUGCAAACACAAAGAAGAGGUUCAGAGAACACUGCUCAAACAAUCUUGCAUUUUAGGAGGAAGUGUAUAAGAACAUAUUCAAGGGGACGAGAGCUCAUCAUUUAUGAAGCCUGUAGCUAAACAGGAUUUCUAAUAAAUAUUAGUUGUCAACAUUCUACUGGUAGAAAGUAAUAGCAUCAUGAACAAUAUGCUUGGUACAAAGAGGAAAUGAGGGUAGGUGUAAGGAGCAACCCCCCCGCCCCUCCCUCCCCCACAUCCAAACACCUUUUUAUUAGUGGGAUCAGAUAUGACGAGAGCAUGUGAAGCAGUUUAAAUAUCACAUACAAAUAACACAUUGAGCAAAACACUUUUAUUUUUUUACUUUUAACUUAAAAAUUAAUAAUACGCUCAGCAGAACUGGCUGUAACCUAACCUUCACAUUGCACCUACCUGGUCUCUGGAUUAACAGACUUAUGCUAAUUAACACAUCGUCAUACUAAUAUAUGGAUAAAGAGUGCUGUUUUCUCAUGUGUUUUGUUUAUUAAAUAUGCUUAUCACUAAUGAUUUGCCGGUUCUCUUACAGAAGCGGCUCCAGAAGGAACUGAUGGCUUUGCAGAAUGAGCCACCGCCUGGGAUGACUUUAAAUGAAAAGAGUGUUCAGAAUUCUAUUACACAGUAAGUAAAACAAAAUGGUUUAACAAUGCAUUUCAAACUAUUUUUGUUAAUUUAUAACAGUAAGACAGCUGUAUGUAUACACUUAAAUGGACUCUGUAGGCACUUGAACUAAUUUUAAGUUGUCUGGGUGCUGUGACCUUUUUGCAGCUCUAAGUCUGCCCUCUGUGACUGUCUAACAGACUGCCACUAGAGGGCUUGUGGACCUCCAGCGUCAGAUUUUCCCCAUAGGAAAGCAUUAAAUAAUGCUUUCCUAUGGGGAAGUCUAGUGUGUGCGGCCAUUGCCGUGCAUUAGAUCUCCCCCGCCGGCUGACGGCGGGGGAAGAGCGUGGGCAGAGCCUGACCCAGUGCCGGGGGUCAUCGGCGCUGGAUUUAGGUAAGUGGCUGAAGGGGUUAAUAAGCCCUGCCUAUUAACCCUGUAGUACCAGAAAAACAACCUUGUUUUCCUGGCACUCUAGGAUCCCUUUAGGGGUGCACUCCUUGAAACCAUAUUAUACUAAAUAUUAUUCUAUUAUAACAAUAUAUUCUAUUAAACUGGCUGUUUGUAUCGACAUAUGUGUGCAUAUGUAUGCUUUUUUUUUUUUUUUCUUAACCUCUGAAUGAACCUUCACAUCCCUGGCAAAAUGGCACAUAGUAUGUCAUAACUCUAAAUGAAUAAUACGUUUAAUGAACAAAAUAUUCCUCUGUCAGAUUCCAGUUUUAUGAAACUGGAAAAUUUUGCUCAAAAAGAGAGUAUGAUACAAAAGACAAAGCACCAGGAGCAGGUGUGGUUGUCAGGUACUGUAAGCCAUUGUAGUAUUAUAGUUUUCACAAUGCCUUGCAAGGCUUUUGGACAGGAGGAGUUAGAGGCCUCAGAUCCGGCUUGUGGGUUAGUCAGUGUGGAGAAGUCUUGUUAGUUGGACAACAGGAGGGUGGGCUGCAGCAGUAUAAGAAACAUUAGCCUUCACCCCUGCUUGCUAAAAGCAGGGCGUUAAUGCUUCCUUGGCACAGGCAUACAAAAACUGGAAAAUUUAAUGGAAUUGACAAUUGAUGGAAAGAUCUCAAUUUCUGGCGUGACAUGCAGAUGCCAGGGUCCAUAUUUAGAUUUAACAGAUUGAAUCCAUGGAUCAGUUUUACCUUUUAUCAACAGCUCAGUCUGGUGGUGGUGACAUAUUUUUGUGUGAAUAUUUUCAUGGUACACAUUAAGCCCUUUAAUAAAAACUGAGCAUUGUUUCAAUUCAACCGACCAUUUGCAUCCCUUUAUGGCCACAGCCUAUCCAUUCUUCCAGUGGUAACUUCCAAAAGGAUAACUCCCCAUGUCACAAUAUGUCAUCACAGGCUUAUUCCAUGAACAUGAUAAUGACUUCAGUGUACUCUUGUAACUUCAUCUGUCUGUAGAUCUUGAUGAAAUAUGAUGGAAAGGAGGAUUUUCAGCUUGAAUGUGUAGCUGACAAUUUAACGAUUACCAAAGCAUGAUCUUUCACUGACCUUCAAACAUGUAUUACCAAAGGCUCUCCAUUUCUAUAUCUAGAUUCCAUUUACACUUAUGCUUUUCAGGCUGAAAUGUGAAGAGAAUUCAAAUAUACUGUCCUUGUUUGUUUUUGUAUUUUUUAUUUUUUUUUCUCCCUGUUUUUUGAAUAUAUAUAUAUAUAUAUAUAUAUAUAUAUAUACACAAGACAUUUUAAGAAGUCCCAGAAUUUAACCAAAACUAUAUAAAGUCUCUGAAAGACACAUGGCAUUAAUAGGUUAAAUCUUUCUCUCUUGUCCAGCUCAAUUUAUGAAGACUGUACUCACUAUAACAAUGUCACCUCAUUGAAGUAAUUGUUAUAGUGCCUACAGUUGUUAACUUCUUAACUGACCCAGAUUACUUUAUUUUAAAAGUUGAAAAGUUUGGAAGCAUGCCUCCAAACCCUCUUUACAGGAGAGACCUCUAAACUCUCUAACCAUGCAUACUGUGAUAUCUCGUGAGCAUGUGCAGUGUAGUCAUGAUCUGCAUGCAAUGAUUCUCUAUGACAGAAUCAUUGGUGGAUUGUGGCGAGUCCUCCUCUAUGACAUCACACAACUAGGAGCUGGAGAAAAGGUUAGUACAUUCUUUCUUAUUUUGUUGUGCUCAUGGGUAGGUAGUAUGGAAAUAGGGACAGUGAUACUAUAGUGUUCAUUUAGCUGUUAUGUAAUGUGGACAUUUGUUCGGGUCCCCACCGUUGCAGAGUGCUAGUGAAACUGUUAGUAUGGGAUCCUUGUAUUAUGUAGAAGAUAGACAGUGUACAGACCUUUCACUAGCCAAACAUGUAACUGAUGUAAUGGAGUAACUGUCCUUGGUCGAGGAAGGGUAACAAUGAGAAAUAAUGUUUGUUUAUAUUUGUUUUGUACCCAAGCCAAAACUAUCCAGUCGUUUGGAGUUUGGUAGAAAAUGCCCUUUGUUUACUGUUAAUUUGAGUAAUUAUUUUCUUCCUUGCAAUGGUAUAGAGAUACGGGCACUAAUUUCAUUAACUAAAUGUGACUAGAUGUUUCUAAUACAGCCCUUAUCCAGAGCCCCUUGAUUCAAAGAAAAAAGGUAGUAUUUAUCCUAUCCUAUAUUAUAAUUCAGCCCUGUGGUCUUGCUGGGAUCACAAUGUGCGUGUUUUGUUCAUUUUACUUUUUCUGUAUGUACACGUUAUAAUGGGAAACACAAUUAUGUUUGACCCUUAAUAUAAUUAAAAUAAAAAAUCUAUUUAUUUGGAAUGGUAGACCGUUCCUUAGUAGGUUAAGAUUCAGGGACCUACUUAAAAUAAAAGAUUUUAAAAAACAUAAAACUCCUAAAUUUCACUGCUGUCAUACUUUCCUCAUCAUGACUUAUUCAGAUACUUUUUACAGAGAGACAUUGAGGACCUACUGCAUUUGUGCAUCAAUCCAAUGUCAUGGUGCCAACAAAAUGCUUUGAUUGCCAGUGCAUCUGUGUUAGUACAGAGGGACAAGUCUCUCCCAAUAUAUUCUAUGGUGAAAACUGGAGAACCACUUGAAAGCGAGUUCUCUGUCUAUUAAAUGUCACUCGUUAUCAUCACUGAGCUUUAUAUCAGCAAUUGGCUGACAGGGGGUGAGAAACCGUAAAUAAUAGAGGGUAAUCUAAAAAAAUGAUGUUUUGGGGGUUUCUGUAUCCCUCAUGGGAUUAGUCUAUGUGACAGGCUACGAUUCUCUCUAAUAAUGGCUUUUGCGAGCAAAAAUGAAGAUCUACUUUUAUGGUAACAAUCUUUUCAUCUUAUGCUCUGUGGUUUUAGCCCUUCUAUUCAUGACCAUUCUUAUUUUGUGCUCACUUUUUUCUCUUGACCUAAUAAAGUAUGUAAUCCCUUCAGCAGUCUAGUACCCAUUCCAGGCAUUGCACAGCUUCAAAGAAUACGUCUGACUGGCAACAUCAUGUAUAUAUUGCUUUUGACAAUGACCUUCCUACAUGGAUACAAUGUACUUUUUCUGAAUUUCUAAAAUAUGCAGAGCGAUAAUGCCCAUUCACUUCCAUUAUAUAAAAUUGGCUUCUUCAGAAACAGUAACACACAGAGAUUUUUCCUGGCAAUGCGGGUCCCCUCUCCCUCCCACCUCCCAUCCCCGGUUGCAGAAGGGGUGAAAACCCCUUCAGUGACUUACCAGAGGCAGCGACGAUGUCCCUCGCCUCUGCUUCUUGGUCUGCCCACGCUCCUCCCCGUCCCACGUCAUCCGGCGUGGGAGACAGAUCACGCCCGCCGGUGGAGGAGACCUAAUGCGCAUGCGCGGCAAUACCGUGCAUACACAUUAGCCCUCCUGAUAGGAAUUGAAAAUGCUUUCAGUGCUUUCCUAUGGGGAUUUUAGCGACGCUGGAGGUCCUCACACAGCAUGAGGACGUCCAGCGAUGCUAUAGCACAGACCUGUGCUAUGAAUCAAGAAGUGCCCUCUAGUGGCUGUCUAGAGGAGAUGUUAACCCUGCAAGGUAAUUAUUGCAGUUUGUAAAAACUGCAAUAAUUACACUUGCAGGGUUAAGGGUAAUGGGAGUUGGCACCCAGACCACUCCAAUGGGCAGAAGUGGUCUGGGUGCCUGGAGUGUUCCUUUAAAGGAUUUUCCUGAAUGGGUUGGUGUUACACAAUGUACACAUGUGCCCCCAGAUAGAUCGUACACUUUUCACUGUAAUAGGCAUUUUAUUGCUAUGCUCAGUGUAGUUGCUGAAACUGUUCAUAUGAAUGCUAGUUUGGGAAAAUUAGUAAUUAACCAUGGCACCUCAGAUAUUCCUGCUCAACAAAAAAAUAGUCCAACACUCUACCUUAGUAAUCACCAAUUUCUGCAUCAACAGAAUGCGUUAAAAACUUUCCAUGAAUCUUGUCAGCGAGAUCCUUCUCGCUACUUCCAUGCCCUGUUUGUCGUUGGGUUGUAUCAUCCGUGGUCCAUUUGCUUGGAACAUUUCACUGACUUAGGCUGCAUGUGCACCUUUUAACUCAUUUUACAUACUUUGCCUGACAUUGGCCAUUGAAUAUGAAGAAUUUUUAAAAAUGUUUAAAACAAACAAUAAUUAUUUGUUGCACUAAAGGCAAGGAUAUGACAUUUCUCUUUUAAAUAUUCUAAUCAAAUGUGAGUAUCCUUGUUUAUUUUUAUAUAUUGUUUGUGUAUUAAACUCCUGCAAACAGUAAUUCCUUAAUCCACCAUGACCACUACUGCUUAAAAUUGGUUACUCCAACCACUAUGACCACUUCUUUUUUUAAAAGAAGUCUUGGUGGUAGGAAUCUGCAUGUGCAUUUUGUCUGCUGGUGCCAGACGUUAUUCGCUUCUACUCUUGCAGGGAUCGUGCGUGAAAAGGGAAACGUCAAUGUCCCCUCCCUUGGUGCAUUCCCUUCCCGCCUCCCUCCAUUUACAUUUCCACUGUUAAUGUUAAUAAUAAUAAUAAUAAUAAUGAUUUCCCUGCCUUGUACACCCCCACUCCUUCCCCAGCUCAGAGUGUGUGCUUGCUAUCUGAGCGGGUGAGAACAGUCCUAUCAAAUGCUUGAGUAGGAGUGACUGUUUUGCAUUUUGGCUUUUUCUUCAAUAAUUUUUAAAGUCUGUCCGUGAUUAGAAGGAUAAACACAUUGUACUGAAUGUUUUUAUUUAUUUUUUAAUGGUAUUAACCAUUUGCACGUGGUUCUCUAGAGAAGAAUAACUGAAAUGAAAGAUAUUCUGUUCAAGGUAUUCAUUUUAUCCAUAGAAGGUCAUAAUAACAAAGCUCUCUGAGAUAUCUCUCAGGGGGGUCACCUACCCAAACUGCAUCUGUUCCUCCUUUUGCAUCCCUACCCCGGCAGAGAGCCCCUCGAGGCACUGCCCACAGGAUCACGCACGAAUGCAGAGGAUCGCUCGCCACCAGCCCUCCCGACUGACCUGGUCAGUGGAAAUACGCUGUCGGAUUUCAUACAUGCCUGGGGCUUGCCGAGAAUCCUGCUCGGGUAUUGUCCCAUAUCUGUCCGCCUGGACUUACACGAAGGCACAUCAACUCUGCCACUCGUGGUGAUAAGCUGAUCUGGGCACUGGGCCUGCUAACUGAGUUCGAGCUAGACAAAGGCAGCUGCUAUAUUUAUUUUGCAAGGAGAUUUAUCUGAAUACUUUCUUUCUUUUCUUUUUUCCUCUUUUUUUCCCCUCUUUUUUAUUACUUCUAGUGCAGUGAGGUAAAUCAUUCAUAAAUUCAGUGGUUCGUUCUCCUACUAGUAAUAUCAGUCAGCCUGUUACAUUCCUGUUUAUAUAAAACCUAGUAGGUAGUAAUUAGCAUGUUUAACACCUAGCCUGUUAAUCUACAUCCUGUCUGGAUUAGCGUGUCCUCCCACUAUAUCCUUCAGUAGCAUGUUGUUGUUUAUUACUUUAGAAAAUUGUGCCAGAAUUUUGAUUGUCACAACCUGUACAUUUGUGUAUGUCUGUAUUACUUGAUAUUGCUGUUGUGGCAUUACAAGGCAGCGUGUUAUUUUGUGCACAGCAAAAAUAAAGAAUAAAAAAAAAAAAUACAGGAACGAUAGGUUGAAAUUUAUUUUUAUUUUUUACUAACCAUGGUGUCUGGACAAUCAUUUUUAAAAUAUAGUGACUCAUGUGCAUACAUUGUUUAUGGGAGGCUAAAAGGCUAUAAAAAAUGUGAUUAUCUUUAGAGGGUGGACAGAGUACAGAAUCCGUGGAACUUUGGUCCACUAGUUAUGGUCCAAAAAGUAUUUUUGGGAAUUGUUGGUUGUUUUCGAUUUUUGAGGUUUUUUUUGUUUUUGUUUUUUUAGAUUUGUGUUGUUUAUUUGUUGUUCCAAGUUAAACUGGAGUCUGCAAGAGGAUACUAGCAAGCUUUAUCUUUCAUUUAAAAACAAUAUCUGUUCGGAUUAUAUUCUAAAAACUUUGACACUCUUCACCUCCAAUCUUGUAUUUUAUAAUUUUUAUUUUUUUUCUACUGACAUACUUCAUUACUUAACCUACUUUUUUUAAACUACUAGGUGUGUAAGCAAAUAUCAAGAUAGCUGUAGAGAAUAAUUAAGUUGUCAGUUUAAAGCUGUAAAACCUACUGUAGUGAGUAAGGCUUGUAACUUUGGAAAACUUCUAAUUACAGGUUGUCAUGGACGUAAUCCAAACUUGCACUGCCUUUCUACCUUGAUGCUUGUCUCACAAUACGUGACGUAUAGUUGCAGUGGGAAGGCUAAUCAGAUUAUAGAACAGUCAGUAUGUUUGUUAAAGGUGGAUACAUGCGGUUAUGUCGUGUUUCACUUAUGACUGACAUAAUCGAUUCCAAAAUAAUUGAUAAAUCCAUGCAGCCAACAAAAAUGAUUAUUUAGCAGUUUUGAAGGCUGUCUUGAAUUAACACUUUUAUAAUUCGUGUUAUGUAGCACACAACUGACUGACCUGGGUGUUGCAGGUGAAUUCACGUCACUGCUAGUGCAGAAAGUGUGCUUGGAUUUAAAAUAUUGAUCUUUUCAUACAGUAAAUGUUUAAUUCCUAUCUGAUAUGCUUUCCAGAGAAUAGGCUAAGCGUUCAUAACUUUUUUGAUAGGGGCUUAUAUAUUUCUGACAUUAGCAAAUUAAGCAACAUUCCUUCAUCAGACUCUUCCCUGUGUCAGUGGGUCUCCAGUGCCACAAGGGAAACAAUGCUGCUACAGCAUGUAAUUUUACUUUAAAGGGACACGAUAGUCACCAGAACAACUACAGCUUAUUGAAUUUGUUCUGGUGAGUAGAAUCAUUACCUUCAUGCUUUUUGCUAUAGACACUGUCUCUUCAGAGAAAAUGCGGUGUUUACAUUACAAGCUAGUGAUAACUUCACUGGCCACUCCUCAGAUAGCUGUUAGAGAUCCUUCCUGGGUCAUGGCUGCUAAAAAUGCAUCCAAACAUUCAGUGGCUCCUCCCUCUGCAUGCAGACACUUACCUUUCCUCAUAGAGAUUCAUUGAUUCAAUUCAUCUCUAUGAGGAGAUGCUGAUUGGCCAGGGCUGUGUUUGAAUCAUGCUGGAUCUGCCCCCUUGUCAGUCUCAGCCAAUCCUAUGGGGAUCACUGUGAUUGGAUCUGGCUACCACUUCUGAUGAUGUCAGCAGACUGCUUGUUUUUUUUUUUCUUUUUAAGCAAACCGCAUGCAGAUCUACAGCUUCUGUCUUGAAUACAGUAAGAUUUUGCUAUAUUUACAGAGGCAUGAGGGACCCAAGGGGGCUAGAUGGUGGUUUUAACACUAUAGGGUCAGGAAUACAUGUUUGUGUUCCUGACCCUAUAGUGAUCCUUUAAAGUCACCAAUCUUGAGCCACUGUAAUAGCAUGAAGCUCUGUUUUUGGGUCUCGGCCUAGUGCUUAAGAACCACAGGUUUUAGUAGCUAUCUGUCCAGACCUUGUGGUUUUUGGUAUCUCUAAUUUACAUGCUCUGUAUGAGUUUUUGUAAACUUUUUUGUUUUAACUUGCAAAUAUAGUCCAGAGAACUGUACUGUUGAAACCUAAACACAUAUUUGUGACGCAGGGUUAGGGCUACACGCAAGAAUGAUGAUGUGGGUCAUAUUAAGACAGUCAUGCCCUUGUAGAAAAAAUAAAUAUGCACAUUUUCUAACUGGGUUUGUACAUGUCUGUCUUUGGUAUGUUUUAGGUGGAUUGUAGACAUGGAAGGUGCACCGGGAACAUUAUAUGAAGGAGAAAAAUUCCAGCUUCUAUUUAAGUUCAGCAGCCGAUAUCCUUUUGAUUCUCCUCAGGUACUGUGUAGCCCAAUAUGUGAAGCACCUUAAAAUCAUUUCUUGAAUUGGGGGUGUGUGGGAGGCAUGAUAUUGGAUUUCUGGGAAAAACAAUGGAGGUCUCGUUCACUGUCAUUUUCUCUUAGCAAAAUUAAACGUUUGUGGUUUUGUUUUUUUAAUGUUUUGCUGCAAUGUUUUUGCAUUCAGAGCUAUGUCAGAUUUUUCUUCCAAAUAAUGGCCACUAAUCUUUAAUCUGUUAAAAUAAUAUUAAUGGAUAUAUAUUUUAAGAUGCUUUAUUAAAAAUAUUGGUUCAUUUCAAGUGGAACUUUUUGGUACCCCAUUGUUUAAAUGUAGGAAAUGUUUUUUAGUUCACUCUCAGCAGAAGACUUUCUCCUCUCUCCAUUCAGGGUCCAGCAAUCAUUUAUUUGUAAAAUCAAGCAGCUGCAAGUGGUGUUAAGUAGAAAUGUGUUAACCAAUACUGUAGUAGUUGAAACUAUAUCAGAUAUUUAAAGGAACGCUAUAGAGUCAGGAACACAAACAUGUAUUCCUGAACUUAUAAUGUUAAACCCACCAUUAAGGUGGCUUGCCCCUUCCUCCCCCACCUCAGCCCCCUUAGAAUAGGUGAAAAGUAACCUUAUUUCCAUCGCUGCACUGGUCCCGCCCCUGAUCCGCCUCCUUGAUGACUAAAUUGGCUAAAAUCGACAUGGGGCGGACCAAAUGCCGUUUUGGCCAAUUAGCACUUGAAUCAAUGCAUCUCUAUGAGGAAAGUUCAGCGUCCCCAUGCAGAGCGUGGAGACGCUGAAUAGCAGUGCUGCUUACUAUACAGCACUGAGCCAAGAAGCAUCUCCAGUGGCCAUCAGAGGAGUGGCCACUUGUGGUGUCCCUAGGGGAAAUGUAAACGCUGCCUUUUCCCUGAAAAGGCAGUGUUUGCAUGCGAAUGCCUGAAGGCAAUGGUUAUACUCACCAGUUAUAACCAUUAUAUACUCACUCAUUAAGUUGUAGUUGUUCUGGUGACUAUAGUGUCCCUUUAAAGAUGUAGUAGACAGAUUUUUUUUCUUUAAAUAUUCAAACUGUUGUUACCCUUUAGGGGUGUAUUCAACCAUAUUGUAGUGAAUUACAAACAAAGUUUAAAAACUUGGGGGAAAAUUCCAAAUCAAUAUGUUGGAUUUUAAAUAAAAAUCAUUUUCCUAAUCAAAUUUCAAAGAUGAUAAAAACAUGUUUUUAGAGCACUCUAGCACAAUAAAUCCUAGGGCUGAGCUAAUACCUCAAUGCAAUCCCUUAAUACUGAAAGUGGAAAUCCAUCUCACAUGACAAAUGUUAUACAUGUUUAAAAAAAAAAAAAAAACUCAAGUCAUGCAUAGGAAAUACAGUCUAGACACACAUCUGCCACUACUUUCUAUUCAAAGCAUAAUGCUUGGAGAUUUUACUUGCCUUGGAUAAUAUGUGAUGGUUAACCCAUGGCUCUACAGCUGUUGGGGAUAGCUGGCUCAGCAGCAUGGGAAUUGUCCAUAAUAGUAGUUUAACCAUUAGACGUGUAGGCAGUGUCGGUAUUAAGUGGGAGGAAUAUAGGGACAAUGCUUUUCUUUUUCCACUCUGACUAAAUAGCAUUGCACAGAACCACUGAAAGAACAAGAGAGAGAGCUCUCUGAAAGUUUUUUUUUUUUUUUUCUUAGCUUAGUAUUUUAGUUUAUCCAAAAUCCCUAUAUCUUCCCUCAGUAUAGAGCCACAAAUAAAUAAAACCAUUCAUCCGUGUGUGUUUAAAAUCAAGAUUAUCGUGUAAGCUAAAGUAGAAAUUGUAGCUAAGAAAAAAUAAACCUCAGGGUGUUUUUGUAGAUCUCUCAGGACACUGCAAAAUUCGUUAUUUUCAAAAUCUUAUGCGAAGUCUUCUGCGACCCAUAAAUAUUGAGAUGAAUGGAAAUCUGUUGUAGUUGAGUUGGAUCACCUGCAUGUAUAAACUUUAUUAGUGCUUUUUACCAUAAAUAAGUUGUGAAAAACAUAAAAAAUUAUCAUCGGAGAUCUGCUAAUAACAGUGUAAGCGUACAUUUUUGAUUCAUGACAUAUUCCUUGCUAUAGUUCCAUUUUGCAAUAUGCAUUCUUUUAAUACAUGUAAUAUUUGUUUUGUUCUUUGUAGGUUAUGUUCACUGGCGACAAUAUCCCUGUCCACCCUCAUGUUUAUAGCAAUGGUCAUAUCUGUUUAUCUAUUUUAACGGAAGAUUGGUCUCCGGCUCUGUCUGUGCAAUCUGUUUGUCUUAGCAUUAUCAGCAUGCUUUCUAGCUGCAAAGAAAAGGUAAAUGCUUUUUAUUUCCUUCCUUACAUAAAAAGGUUACUGUUACUUAGUAGCAAUGAAAAAAAAAAAGUGAACUCAAAUAACAUAUAUCAUCUUAGUAUAAACAAAUCGCAACAAGGUUAUUUACUAUAGUGAGACUAAUUUAAGGCCAGAGUAGCUGGCACAGCUGACUUAGAGAAUGUUUCCUAUUCAUCUAUUUUGACCUUAAAUUUGAAAUUCACUUUAAAGUCGCACUUUAGUGAAUAAUUUUGCAAUAAUUUAUUAUCCUGGAUUUGUUCUAGACAUCCUCAGAAAGUGAAAUGAUACAUCCCUGUAGAUGUGCAUAUGGGCAAAAAAUGUGGUGAUAAUAUAUAAAAAUGUCAAAUAGUUGGUUCAUCUUUUUUACACCUCGUGAUAGCCGUGUAUAUAUAUAUAUAUAUUUUAAGCAUUUUUUUAAUCCUAUAUUGCUAACUUCAGCAAGCUCCCUGUAUCAUGUCUGAAGUCUCAUUAAAACAGGUUUAAAAUGGAAUUUGCAAUUGCUACUUCAAAUGGUAUCCUGGAUACCGUCUGACUUUUUUAUUAAGUUCUUCCACAACUGCCUUCUCAAAGUAAGAAUGAUUUGUGUGUGCGUAUGCACAUGCAUUUGUUUGAUAUGUAAAUAAAUAUAAUUAUUUUAAUUAUAAAGACCCAUGAGUGCAAUAACUUUUGGUGGAUAUUUGAAUUUACAGUUUGAAAUUCUCCUGGGCAUUUAAUGGAGUUCCGCAUCCCAUAUGAAUUUUAUUUUACAUACAUAUCCAAAGUGUAUCAGCACUACUGACUUCUCAAUGGAUUUAUCCCUUUAUUCCAUCAUAACCAAGUUAAACAGCAGUGUUGACAUUUCAGUUCCUGAUCAGAACUUUCUUCGAUAUAUGUGCAUGGGUGUGUGUAUGUAUGUAUGUAUGUGUAUGUGUAUGUGUGUGUGUGUGUAUAUAUAUAUAUAUAUAUAUAUAUGUAUAUGUAUAUAUGUAUAUGUAUAUGUAUAUAUAUGUGUGUAUAUAUUCGUAUUGAUGGCUUAACCGUGCAUUUAAAACAUUAUAUUCUUCUUUGACCUUAUAAAUGCAGCAGGAUUAUAGAUGGCAUACAUCCCUCUUAUUUGAUUAUUUAAUCACCUUGAAUUUGUUUUAGGCAGUGAACAGUUUUUUCUUGCUUUUACUCUUUAGAUUUACGUGUGUAUUACACAAUAAUAGAUCUUCCACUAAUGGAAUAUCGUCAUUGAGCCAUUUGUAAGCGUGGUAAGGGCUGGAAUGUCAGAAAUACUACACACUUGGCAUGAGACUUGGAACCAGUGCUUCCUAGAAUCUGUAAUUAGACACACGCAUUCUGUAUGGCAGUAUUUCAGCGUGGGGGCAAUUGCAACAUACCAAGCGUAUAGAUCAUAUUAUAGGGAUAAUUGUCAUGUGAAAUAAUGGCUUUGUUACACUAUGCAGAUGUGACUUGUUUGUCCGAACACGUAAAGGAAAAAUGAGUGGGGGCGUGGCCUAACUGUGCAGCAGUGCAGACGCACAAACCGAGAGCUCCUGGGCCUCAGACCAAUUACUGGCUAAAAUCGGGGGCAAACUAAGUAAUCCUGAUCCCCAAUUCAUCACAACUUGAUCGGCAGACAUUGAUGAACAGGGGGAUACCUCACACGCCCAGAAAUAACGCCGGAAUGACCAAGCUGAGGCUUGGGGCCUAUACCAAGCAGGGCAAUGGAGAGGCGGCCGCUCUCCCAGCCCAUAACCGCAUGCAGCACCCGCAGCAAAGGCUACCCCCCCCCCCCUUGGGACCGGUGGGGGUUAUCCCGGUCCCAAUCACCUCGACGGGCAAGCCCCAGUGGACCCUAAAAGCGGACACCGACCCCAUCCACGCACCGAACUUGCAUGCAGCCCGCCAUGUCAAAAUGGCAGACACGCAGCCUCGGGCCUCCACCACUAAGCCCCAACACAAGCGACUCCCUCACUACCCGCCUAGACGGGCUGUUUGAGGCCUUCUGGGCAAAGAUCGCGGCCCGACAUAAGGAAGAGCGAUCCAAGCUGCUAGAGAUCGGAGGUACGGAGGGCCAACAAGGCGACACAGUUUGGAGUGGGACCAGACUGCCUUUGGGCAAAGCCAUGAAAACUCAGUCCAAGAAUCUCCACACCAGCCCAUCUGGGCCCAGGGCCAACAGGGGAUUAACCCCGAUGCAUCAACCACGUAGGCAGAGUUCCACCCGACGGCGGCAUACCACCAACCCCAGGAACUCCAGACCUACCCCGAAAAGGAAGGACUUGGCCUUCAAUAGUCCCCGAGUCCGUGGCUACAAGAUGCCGGCCCUGAUACAGGCCCGGAGCGAGAAGGCACCUCUGGUUAGCUCCUGGCCGACCGCCAACCUCUACACUACCCCACGCAAGCCCCAGAGGGCACAGCAGCGCGCACCCGUGGCGAAAGCUCUACCAGCACGCAAGCAACAGAGCCCAACGAAGCCACCAGCAGCACGGAGAUGGGAAAUAUCAAAGGACAAACCUCAGCCCUGCAUCAAACCUUGCAAGCCGUGGAGAGUCGGGUCCCUGACCACAAAUCAGCACAGCCUCAAACCUGGGACACAAACUGGUAACAACGUACCCUUCCUAACCAGCGUCUGGAAACACCAUAGCAGGAUAGCAGAGCAGCUGGAUUCCGGUAAACGACCGCUAAGCGGCAUCGGUUGACUGAGCCUGGCAAUACCAAGCAGCGCAGAGCCUGGGCCGCUUUUAUCAUAUAUUUUUUCUUUUUUCGCUUCUCAAAUUUAAACUGGCCCACCGCUGAUUGACUCUGAGUUGCAUGACUGCGCUGACUUAUUCUUCUGAUUAUAAUUAUUGUUUUUAUUUGAAUUGUCUAGGCCUCACGUAAAUAUCCAGUGACUGCCACACGCCCGCUGGGAACGUGCUUUUAGCUAACUGGGGGGCCCCCUAGGGGUUAAACUCGUAGAAAAGACAUCUGUUUCACUCUCCUUGUAAAAUACUCGUGCCACAGAAAUCCCUGGGUUAAGCUUGUAUACUCUACCUUUUAUUAACAUAGGGUUUCUAGCCUGUAUUUUUCUAAGUCUUACAACACAAUCUAUGAUUUAGCCUGUUUCUUUAUACUAAAAAAGUGCAACUGUUUUAAAUGUCAUGGCAAUAUAUGUAAAUGUUUGACCAUAAUAAGCCCGCGGAUGCUGUCGUGGCUAUGUGAGCUUGUAUGUUAUUCUUUUACUGCACACUAAAAUAAAGAUUUAAAAAAAAAAAAAUUAAAAAAAGGAAAAAUGAGUCUGAAAAUACGUAUACGUUUAAUGCAUAUUAUUAUUGCAUAACUAAAAUUUUCACAAAUAUAUUUAUAUUUCACAUAAGCUUUUUAUCAAGUGGUUGCCUCCAUAUCCCACUAAAUCCAAUGUGUAUAUCACUUCACACUAGCCUCAGCCAGAAUCUCGCUGACCAUGUGGAGUUUUAGUCCAGCAAGAGCAAAGAAUGUCUUGCACUCAAUCUGAUGGGACAGAGAUUCCCAACAAGAGUGGCUCUUUCCCCUCCUUCGAAGGAAGGGCAGAGGCCUUUAUCAGGUAGUUAGAAAGUACUUGACAGCUAGGGAGCUAGAGUUGUGACACUGUGUCUUCUGCGAUAGCAUGCAGUGUGUGCUGACAUCUGACACAGUACUUUCACAAAACUGAAAUUGCCAGCCAGCAAGAGAAUAUUCCAGCUGGCUGUUUGACAGCCUAUAUUUAAAAAAUCUUUUUAUCCCUGGAAUAAACCUAUUAAAAGAGAGAAAUACAGGGUCUUUGCACUAUAACCACAUACAUAAGAUGAAGUGGUUAUGGUUCUCAGAGCAACAUUUUCAUUUGAAUCACAGUUGAGUUAUUUGCUUUUAUAAUAUAUAUGAUGUGGUUAAUAAUCACAUUUGUCUGGCGUGAUUGUGUAAUAACUGGGCGUUUGAGCCCAUGCCCUCUACUGCUUAUGCUGUACAUCACUUCAAUGUCAAAAUGGAAUGCAUACAUAAAACACAUGCACCAUUGAAUGCAUCCUUUUAUACAUAUGAUGCACUUUUAAGGCAAUUGAAAUUCACCAACUCUUUUACUGCAAACGUCUGUGUUAAAAAAAAAAAAAAAAGUGGGGGAGGGAGAGAGUAUGCCACUUAUUUUAUGCAUUAACGCCUUAAGGCCCAAACUUCUGGAAUAAAAGGGAAUCAGGACAUGUCAUGUGUCCUUAAGGGGUUCAUUGCUAAUCUGGUAACCCUAAAAGAUGUAAUGUUUCCUAUUGAUAAACUGACUUUAUUUUUUAAUCCAUUGUAGUAGUAAUUAUCUUUUAUCCCUCAAAACUCAUCGGCACUUUAUACUUUUAGUCAUGUGUAAUCAAACACCUACACAGAAACUUAUUUGAUCUUCCCCGUGCCUUCAAGCACUAAUGAGCAGUGUGCAAUAAUGAAAACCCUGGAAACUUAAAUGUUAACCUAAAUACCAAUUAUUAACAAAACAAAAAAACUAUAUAUAUUUUAUUACAUUUUCUCUUACACCUCACUAGUGCCUGGCCUCAUUCCAGUUUUAUCUUUACCGAAUAUAUAGAAAUGUUUAUUUUGGAUUAAGCACUUGAGCAGUUAUUUAUAAUCUGCGAUUGUGAGGCAUUCACACAUGGACAAGAACAAUUGCGUAUAAAUUGAAGAAUUGUGAACCAAUGGAAGCCGUGGUGUGGCGGUCACUAAAGAAUGUAUUCGGGAUGGUUUCAUAGCUGUAUUUCACUGCGGGAAAGAAUAAUCUAAAUCUACCAUGUAAUACUUUAGUAUAUUGAAUCCCUGAAAGUCUUGUCUAAGACUAUUGAAUGUCUGAUUGUCUUGUCUAAGCAGGUGGGCCAAUUUCCCUGCAAGAUAUCUUGCCAUUGAUCCAUCUAGAAAAGCUAUUGUUGUGAACUGUAUUUUGGAUAUUCUAAGUAAUAAUGUUAGUGUGACAUUUUAUUAGGCAUUUAUUGCUACAUCUUAAAUGGAUUCAAAAGCUUUUUUUAUUUUUUUAUUAAAAAGCAGUUAAAUGAUAAAUUUUUUUUACUUUAGUUAUGCUUUUCACAUUCACUCCAGGGGGGACGCUGAUCUAACUAAUCAGUGUCCUAUCCCUAGGAAUGCUGGAAAAGUGCAUUGAGCAUGCCUGACAGAUUUACCCAUGUGCAGUUGGAAGAUCUCUUCACCUUACAACAUCUGACGGGGGGGGGGAGGGGGAGACAGAACUUAAUAUGAAUGUAGGCUCUGAUGUUUCGAUUUCUCUGUUCUGUUGCUGUACAAUAAUGCCCCAUUUCUAUCAUUAGUAGACUGGUCUGAAACAGAGAGGGGUGGCUAAAAGGGGAGGGGUUAAGACUGCAGAAACUCCCCUAGCUGCGAGACACGUCCAACAAUGCAAUCUGACAAGGUUUAUAGUACGUUUAUAAACAUUUAUUGCAUACUUUUCAAAGUUUUUAUUGCUUUAUUUUGGAUUGUAUAUUUGUUUAAAAGUGUUUGCUUGCCGGUUUAACCCCUUAAGGACACAUGACAUGUGUGACAUGUCAUGAUUCCCUUUAAUUCCAGAAGUUUGGUCCUUGAGGGGUUAAAGAAAAUAAUUGUCAAGUAAUGCAUAUCCCUUUAAGUAUAUAAUUGUUUUGUCUUGGAUAUCCUUUUUUGAUGAUGUGAAUCAAUAUAAUUGAAUCUAUUGUUUUAUUUCCCUUAAUUAGAGGCGACCUCCAGAUAACUCAUUUUAUGUAAGAACGUGCAACAAAAAUCCAAAGAAAACUAAAUGGUGGUAUCAUGGUGAGUAAUGCUUGUUUGCCGAGCAAUGUUUCAGCAGAGUAUACCUGACAUACUUCUUUUAGACCAUGUAUUUAUUUAUUUUCCAUCUCUUUUCAUGCAAGCAAAGAUUGACAGCCCCUGUUACUUGUAAUAUUGAAUAACCAAUUAGUCUUUUCUAACCUUGGCUUUCUUUUCAUUUGGGCAUAUUGAACAGUUUUUAAUCCACUCAUAGGUGAGACUUAACAGGUAUUACCUGUUGAAUAUGGUAAUAUACACUGCUUUAUUGGCAUGUUAUGCUAUUCAAGAAGUACUGCCUAGAAAUGGCUUAUUGGACUGCUCAGAUCUAGCAUUUAACCACAAAGACAUACAAUUGUAAUCAAAAUCAUUCAACCCCCUUUGAAAAUCAGGUUUAUUGUCAAAAUGUACAGGCUUUCAGCGGUUUGUAAUGAACAAGUCAAAUAAAAGCAAUUGAAAUGGUCUAACACAACGAAUGUUUCAAGUAGUUUCACUAAAUUGAACUGCAGCACAGAAAGUAGUUUGGGUCCUAAAAGUCUACAUCUUAUACUUAGGAUACUAUAGGCAUCAAAACAACUUUAGCUUAAUGAAACAGUUUUGGUGUAUAUCAUGCCCCUGCAAUCUCAUAGCGCUAUUGUAUGCCAUUUAGGAGUUAAAUCACGUUCAUUUUCUCCCUAGACACAACUCCCCUGAUGUUAACUUUAAAAGUUUUUAUCUCCUGCUCUGUAAAUGAAAUUUUAAUGACCCACAGGAGGCUUCUGCAGAGUCUAGAAAGCUAUUAACUGAGCAGGAGAUAUGAAAUUCUAAAUUAAACAGAAUAUGCCAGUGGUUCCCAAACUUUUUAGGUUCAAGGCAUCCUUAAUAUUUCAGUAUUUUUCCAAGGCACCCCAAGUCACAAUUUCUAGGUUGUAUAUCUGUACAGUGCUGCGGCAUUUACUGGCGCUAUAGUGUAAUGUACAGCGUUGGUGUUUGAAGGGAUGCUUGUAAAUAGUUAUUGUGUUUUAAUACAGGGGGGUGUUUGUAUGUAAUGUUUGCGUUUUGAUUGCAGGGGUGUGUCUGCAUGUAAUGUUCACUUUUAAAUGCGGAUGUACAUUUGUAUGAAGUAUUUGUGUUUGAGUGAAGGGGUGUGUGUAUAUUUUUUGGAGUUUGAAUAAGGGGUGUGUUUGUAUGCAAUAUUUGUGUUAGAUUGCAGGAGUGUGCUUGCAUGUUGUGCUGGUGUUUGACUGCUUGGAUGUAUGCACAUACAUACACAGAUACACAGAUAUUCAUGCACAUUAACACACAGAUACAUAUAAAUACACCGGCAUAUAGACACAUACACACACAUGGAUACACACCAACCUAUACACACAUGAACCCUGACACACACAAACAUUGAUACUUGCGCACACCAUGACAGAUACACACUGACCUAAAAACACACAUCCCUGACACAGAUGCACAUACACAGAUGUGUGCACACACACAGAAUCACACUGACAUAUACAAACACUCCUACACACACACUCCUGCACGCACUCACACAUACAAUAUUUUUUUAUAUAUCCAGCCACCCUCCUGUUGGCUUACUUUAUGUGUCCAGGAGGGUGGCUUGGAGUCCUGCUGUUGCUGCUGGGAGUGAGGGGUCUGGAGCAGUUCCUGCAGUGGUCCUCUCCCCUCACGCUGCGGCUGCCUCCUCUACCUCCCGCGCUCUCUCCCUGCAUGAUGCUGGGAGGAGGUGACAGACGGUCACUUCCUCCCAGCCGGCAGACAUUUCAGGGGCCCGGUCGCGGUCUUAAACAACCGCGGCACUUAACCGGUCUCUGUUGAGCAGUAAUGUUUCCCCAAUGCUAUAAUCACUGUGCCUGUCGUGGAUGGAAACCGCUGGAAUAUGCAAUAAAGGAAGUUUAAACAUUAGAUCUUACAUUACAGGAAGUGUUUAGGAAGAUUGUGCACAUUAUAUUCAGGGAGGUGUGACUAGAGCUGCAUAAACAAAGUGAUUUAAAUGGAUGCUAUAGUCACCAGAACAAUUACAACUUAUUGUAUUUGUUCUGUUGAGUUUAAUCGUUCCCUUCAGGCUUUUUGUAGUGCAGCACUGCCAUUCAGUGUCUUCACCCUCUGCAUGGAGACACUGAAUUUACCUCAUAGAUGCCUGUAGUGUGCCUUUAAUGAUAUAGUAUGAAUAUAUACAUAAUGAUAUUGUGUUAUCUUUACUUGGACUAGAAAGGAUUGUGACUUCAUAAAUUGAGUUAUUCCUCAAGCCCUUUUUAGUCCAUAGAUAAAUUGUACUAGAUGAUGUAACAUCCAUAAGCUUUUAACAUAAUGCUACUCAUUUUAGCUUCUUUGUUUCCCCUUCUACCUCCUUGUUGUUUGCAUAAUAUUAAAGGUCACAGAUAUUGGUUUCUGCUAUUAAUUCAUACUCAUUUGCCAACAGAGGCGGCUCUCUAAUUAGGUGAUUUAGGCAGCUGUCUUAGGCCUUGCACUGAUUGGGGCCUCUACUUAGGGCAGAGUGACAUGUUGGGUCUUUGGUCUCCGACCGAGCAACCGACACAGGAGGGGGGCCGGCGGCUUGCCCAUUAUGCUGCUGGGUACGAGGCCCCUCCAGUCAGUCUGCCCUGACUGAGAGCCAGCCCCCGGGUCUGCAGCUCUGUCGGACCUCGUGAUCUCCAGUGUAUCAGAGCGUUUCCGCCGGUUACCAUGGCAACGCUCUUACGUCUGGAGAUCUCGAGACGUACCAUGUGGUCUGCAGCUCUGCACCCGGCGAAGCUGCAGGCCAGAGGACAAAGACACUGGGCCACCAGGGAAUAAUUAAAUUAAUAAAAGGUAUUUAUAAGCCCCUACUACCCUCUCUGCCCCCCUACCCUGUCACAGCCCCCCUUCCCUCUCUCUGCUCCUCUGAAAGCCUCUGGACAAUGAAUAGAGAUUAGCUCUCUGUAUCCAGCGCUGCAAGCCUGUUUUUCAAUAUAACUACAGCACCUUAUACACACAACGAACCCCUAUUUAUUUUCAUUUUGGGUAUUAGUUGGGACUUCAUGUUUCUGUUUCGCCUAAAGCCUCACAAAGUCUAGAGCCGCCACUGUUUGCCAAUUCCCCCAGUAAGAGAGAGGAAAAAAAAGUCAGUUAAAAUUCUGAAUCCAGGUGUACUAGUUUAAAGGAACACAUUAAUGUUUAGAAUACAAUGUGUAUUUCCAACUUUAGUGUGUUAUAGAUUUUUAGAUAUUAGGGACCCUUUAAUGAGUAAAAAUAAAGAGAUUAUAAACCUUUAUAAAGUUCCCUGGUGUGCACUGGUCUCGCCAUGGCCGACGCUCCUUCACUACAGAUGAUCUCAGCAAAUCCAAUGCUUCCCCAUAUAGGAGGUUUUUUGGGGCUAGUAUGUCAGCUUUUACAUAGCGUGAAGACAUAGAACAUCGGGACUGCAAUAGGAAGGGUGUCUACUGGAUGUCUGAGUGGCAGCAACUUAAGCUGGCCUUGGAGACAAAUGUAAACACUGUCUUCUCAGAAAAGACAGUGUUGACAAUUAUCAGUGUGUUUGAACAUGCAAUUUAGACCUGUUAAAGUGGAUUUGUCAUGUGCUAAUUAUAUGGACUAUAUCUUGAUUAUACAAUAUAUACCUAUCCAAAGGUGUAAUCCAUAUGAUUUGCACAUAUAUAGUAUUCAUCUGUAUCAUAACAGUUUACAAGUUGCAUCCUUCACCUGAACAUUUUAUGUAUUUACUGACAUCUAUAUAUAGAUUAAGUGUGUACCUAAAACUGAAGUGGAUCUGGUGAUUCACAUUAUUUAAUUAAAAAAAAUUUUUUUCUUCUCUGUUUUCUCAGUUUACAUUAUCAAGUUCCUGUACUAUAAAUGCUGAUAUAAUCUAUUAUUUUUUCUCUUUGUACAGAUGAUACAUGUUGAUGCUACAGUGCAGAUCCCUCUAGAAGAAGCUAGUCCUACUGAGUAAAUGAGCACUUUGAUCCUUUGAGUCUUUGAACUUUAACCUUUUGAAUAGAGGUGAUUUAAACACGAUGAAGACUACUUCCUUUUUACUGCAUUUUACUAGUGUGCAUUGUGGGCGCAUGUUGAUAGCUGCUUCAGCACAUGCAGCUGACAUGCUUUAUUAGUCAUACUGGAUUAAUGCAGGCGUCAGGAUGAAAUUCCAUUUUCCUUUUUUUUUUCUCUUAUGCUUUCCAAGAUCUCUCAGGUCCUCAUGUAUUGUGCAAUAACAAUGAUAAAUGCAUGAUAGGGCCUACUGGAUAUGUUUACCAAAUGCAGUGGGAUAAGGAGGAACCUUUCCAACAAUCUAUUACCACCCAUAUCAUCAGGAUACUAUGCACUGUGAUCGUGAAAUUGGCAGCAUGGCUCAACAUGCUCGAAUGAAGCACCGUGAAACAGGAACUUUGUUUAUUUUUAACUUGUUUCCUUUGUCAGAUCGUUUGUGACUGGUUCCUGGUGAUUGUAAUGGACUGGUACAAUAUCUCAUGCCUGCAUAAAUGAGAAGUUGUAUAUAGCUACUGAUAGAUCUAGAAUACAGCCCAACAGAGAUGGUAGAGUUUAGGUGACUGUAUCAGAGCUUUAUAUCAAAAGAUUGUGACCUUAGCAGCUGCAGUCUUUACAUAGGAUCAGUUUUUGGCAACAUCUGAGCGGCUUAUUUCUAUAGACUCAGAUUUCUAAGAUGAUCGGCCUUGUUAGACUGAUCCUUUAGAUAGCGGCAGUCUCCUGCAGCUGGAUUGCACGAAGUUGCUUAUGUUUGCCAAGAACUGAAUAUCACAAUAGAUGAGCUUAUUUCUUAUACAACCUUUCUAGUUUAAAUGUCUCUGGUCAUCAGCUUACGCCUUUCUUAACUUCAUUUAUUUGUGCUACAAAAAAAAGAAAUGCCACAUUUUGUGUCACUUUUUUGUUUGAUUAUUUUGUCUUGUUUAAAAUACAAAACCAUAUUUAAAAAAACAGAAUGUUUUCAAGCAUUUUUCGUUACAUUUCUCUUGAUACCUGCAGGUAACUGUAUCGUCGAUAAAGGAGUGCAAGCUUAUACAAUAUGAGUAAAAGUAUAUUUUCUUAACCCAUUCUGCUCAUAGCGACAGCAUUUCCAAAAAGAACCCACUCCUCCUGUUUUUUUUUUUUCCCGUGGACUGGUUACAAUUUUUUUUCUAUACUGAAACACAAUUGUCUAAAAGCAGUUCUAAUAAAUAUCUUUAUUUUUAUGUUAUUUAUUGCCACAUUGUAGUUGACUGUCUUUUAUAGAAUACAUUUAGUUGAAAAAGCCACAUUCUUCUAUUCAUUGUAUUUAUUUUGAUGGUUGAUGGAACUAAAUAUCAUUGAGCACCUAACAAACAUUUCUCUGUGUCUAUUCACAGUCUAAUUUGGAUUUUGGUGUGUUUAUUACUCCCCCUGUUAUGUAUAAAAUGCUCUAACUAGCAACCACUUUUUCAGUUUCCUGAACUCUGAGAUAUGAUCGGUAAUCUCUAAUUGUUAUAAGUCUGAUUUUCUUUUAAAAUUGAGGUGUCAAGUCUGAGAAAAUAUUUUUUAUAUUAAAUCCAGCAAAUAUAUAAAGUCAUGUUAGUGCCUCACACUAGACAAUAUAAUUGCCCUGGUGCAAAUCCGUGCAAGAGCGCCCUCAAAGGACUUUAUCAAGAUUAGAAUUGCAUCGAUAUUUUUGUAAGGAGACAGAAAUACAGCAAACUAUUAAUGUUUAUGUUUCAGUCCUAACACAGGAGCUCUUCUCUUGUCUUGUGAUAUGGCAAAAACAUUGAUAUAUCUGCUUAAAAACAAUAGGGCAACAAUGCUCCUCUUAAUAAAGUCCCUGAAGUGCUGUGUUUCGUGCAUGUGUUUGUAUGUAUAUUCUGAUGUACUGAAACAAUAAGACUGUACUUUUACAUCACAAAUGCUGUCUAAAGAAGCACUAAGCAUUUCAUGCAAGUGGCCUUUUGCUAUGAGUGUAAUGACCUUGCAUGUCUACAAGGUGUAGUUGGAGAAAGGAGCUUAAUUUGUAUGAAAUGCCCAGUUUGACUUUUCAGAAGGUAGCUGUGAUGCCAGUGUGUGGUUUUAAAUGAACAUUCAGGCACUAUAACCACUCUGGCUCACUGUAGUGGAUAUAGUGCCAGGAGUGCCCUGUCGACCCACAUUGUAGGAUAUCAAACUUUAAAAAGGGUUGAAGUUCUUACCUGGGGUCCACCAGCCUAUGCCCCCUGCAUUCACCACCAUGGCAGGAGCAACAGAAGUUACAACAGCUCUCCAGAACUAAUGCAGGGCUUAGCUCACGGGUUGAGAGCGACUGCUGAAAAUGGUUUGACUCAGCGGGCUCUAAUGCACUACUGGUGUCAUAACCACUACACUUAAUUAAAUAGAACAGUAUUUUUAUUUUAGAUUUUGCUGGAUUCAGAAUUGUCAGGUAGGAUACCAUUCUAUCCUAAAUGUUGCCCAAUAAUCCUUACCCUAAUUUCCCCAAGUCUUGCCAAUUUAACUCCUUACCUAUCCAGUUAUAAGAAUACUACAUUGAUUACUAUGACCAAACUUCUUUGUCAACAGGACUGCAACCCUCACCAUUCGCACCACUGUUGAUAGAUGUUAAAAGAGAGAACAUGCAUGUAAAUAAUUCACCUGUAAAAAUAUAUAUAUAUUUAUUACCUAUGGUGUCAAUUCUAAUACAAACCCCAAAAUGUUAUGUCCAUUAGACCCUCUGUGUGGACAGAAUCCUUUAUCCAAAACGCUCCAUGGGUUUUUGCUGCUAUAUAUCCAGACACCUGAAUGUGACCAAUACUGUGCUGGCUCUUAUCGUUGCAAAUUAUAUUUAUGGUAUGAGACAUAGACAUGAUUGCAAUCCCUCGUUACAUUUUAUUUUGUUAAAGGGAAAGAUAUCUAAUUGUGAAGGAUAUGGACUGUCGUUUAGACAUCAACCCCUGUUCUAUACAUGCAUUAUUUCUUUAUCCUUAAAGUCUAAUGGUACUGACUGAAUUUUAUACAUUUGUUGGUCAAAUAAAUUCUUAUGUUACAAAAUAAAUCAAAUUGUUGCAUUAUCUCAUGAAUGCAGAUUUACAUAUUUUUGCCUUUAAACAUCAAGUACUGGAUAUAUUGAACCAGUGUGAUACAAUUUCUCUGUAUCUUUGUAAGAGGUGCAGCUACCUCUUACAACAAAUGCAGCUUCGACAGAAUUAUAGUUAUACAUUUAAUGAUUUUGUUGGUUGCAGCGUUGUACUGUAUAGCCAUUUGCAAUAUAUAAGUCUAAGUUUGUCAUAACUCAUGCACUUAAAGGGCUGAAGUUGUCACUCUAUGGAAAAUGGAUGAACAAUGCAAAAAUAAAAUGUUAUCCACCUUUGAAA